This is a messenger RNA of Copidosoma floridanum, 1485 nucleotides long. RefSeq names its product putative peptidyl-prolyl cis-trans isomerase dodo. The record is from RefSeq and is a predicted model, not a curated record. Gene Ontology annotation, cellular component: cytosol; nucleus. Gene Ontology annotation, molecular function: protein binding; peptidyl-prolyl cis-trans isomerase activity. Lineage: Eukaryota; Metazoa; Arthropoda; Insecta; Hymenoptera; Encyrtidae.
UCCAGGUUCAUCUUUCUUCCCCUCCAUUAUAUAUUUCUACUUUUCCUCUCAUACCUCGAUUAAUGCACACCUCAUAACUUAUAAAAAAUUUUCAUUAAAAGAAUUUCUAUCCAUUUAUCGACUAGAAAGCCGCGUGUUUGGCAUUUCUAAGAGACAACUUUGAAUUCAGAGACCAGGGGCCACACUUUGUUCGUUGAUCAGCCCAUAAAAAGCAUCAUGGGUGACGAAGAACUGCCAGCAGGAUGGGAAAAACGUCUGAGCCGCUCUACUGGCCAGCAUUAUUAUUUAAAUGUUCAUACGAAGGAGAGUCAGUGGGAUCGACCAGACAAGCCAGCUGCUCCUGGAAAUGGCAAGUCUGCAGAUGGGCCAGACGAGGUGGAAUGUUCUCACAUACUAGUCAAGCAUGUGGGCUCUCGUCGUCCCGCAUCUUGGCGGGAACAAAACAUAACCAGAUCCAAGGCUGAAGCUCUAGAGAUCAUUAAAUCUUACAGAGAACAAAUUGUGUCAAAAGAGGCAGAUUUUGGCGAACUGGCUGCCAAGUACAGCGAUUGCAGUUCCGCUAAACGCAACGGCAACCUAGGCCCGUUCGGUCGGGGUCAGAUGCAAAAGCCAUUUGAGGAGGCUGCUUUUGCCCUUAAAGUUGGCGAGUUGUCGCAGCCAAUCGACACCGACAGCGGUAUCCACAUCAUUGUUCGACAUGUUUAAAAUCAUUCGUCAUUAUUUUACAACUUGAUAAUCACUUUUUUAAUAAACAAUGAACCGGGUAAGAGUAAAUUAAUGAAGGAUUCGUGUAAGUCAUUGAAUUUUGCACCAAACAAGUUAAAUUCCCUUUAAUGGGUGUUGGCAAUUCGAUUUUAUUCUUUUUUGUUUAUUUUAAACUUCAUUACUGUUUACAUCUCAUUACAAUAGAUAAUUUUAAAUUUGCAAAAGGUAAUUUCUUUGGUGUUGAAUUGAUAGCGACAGUUUUUUUACUAUCAACAUAGUAGAUUAAGAAUUCUUUGAAAACAUCAUGAAUGAACUGAAUAAUUUUAACAUUUAUGAAUUAGUUGUAAAUAUACGAUAUUCACAAGUCCUAGACCUAAUAUUUUGUAUCUGUAAUCACAUUAAGCAGUUGUCAUUUCAUUUUAUCAUGAUAGCCAAAUUUAAAAUACUUCAACUUUUUGUUGUACCAAAAGAUUUCGUAUUAAAAAAAAUAUUUAAGAAAUCUUCUAAUAAUAAAAAAUUUUAACAAGUCGACUCAAUACGCUAAAAACCGACGUUGAAACCAGAGCUUCCCAUUGAUAACGUCAAGCUCAAGGGAGUUGCGCUCUGAGUUAACUAGGGAUUUAAAACGAAAUCGAACGAUUCCAAAUUAAUGGACUUGUAUAAGCUUUUGAAUGCGCUUGAUGACAUUUAAAUUUUCUAAGACUUUGGUUGUUAGUUGGAUAACGACGACGAUGCUAAUGUUGCCUGGCACAGAGCACGAGAAAUAAAUGAAUAAAUUCA